UUCCGGUGCGGCGGCGGGAGCGGUGGAAGCGGCGCGGGCAUCAUGUCUCAGGAGCGCGCGGCUCCGCUGGAGGAGCUGCGCGGCUGGCCUGAGGCGCAGUGCCGCCGCGAGCUGCCGUCGGUCCUGCCUCGGCUGCUCUCUAUGUAUCAACAUUCUGAGAGUUGGAUUGAACAUGUUGAAAUCCUGAAAAUUAUGGUAGAAAUGUUUUUACCUCAUAUGAACCACCUGACAUUGGAACAGACGUUCUUUUCUCAAGUGUUACCAAAGACUGUAAAGGUAUUUGAUGACAUGAUGUAUGAAUUAACCUGUCAAGCCAGAGGACUGUCAAGCCAAAAUUUAGAAAUCCAGAACACUUUAAGGAAUAUUUUACAGACAAUGGUGCAGGUCUUAGGAGCUCUUACAGGAUGUGUUCAGCAUGUCUGUGCCACACAGGAAUCCGUCAUCCUAGAAAGUAUACAUAGUCUCCCCUCUUCAGUCCUUCAUGUAAUCAAAAGUACUUUUGUACAUUGUAAGAAUAGUGAAGCUGUAUAUUCUGGGUGUUUACACCUUGUUUCAGACCUUCUCCAGGCUCUUUUCAAGGAGGCCUAUUCUCUUCAGAAGCAGUUGAUGGAAUUGCUGGACAUGGUUUGCAUGGACCCUUCAGUAGAUGAGAAUGAUGAUAUUUUGAAUAUGGUAAUAGUUAUUCAUACACUAUUGGAUAUCUGCUCUGUUAUUUCCAGUAUGGACCAAGCAUUCCAUGCCAAUACUUGGAAGUUUAUAAUUAAGCAGAGCCUUAAACACCAGUCAGCUUUGAAGAGCCGGUUGAAACACAAGGAUGUCAUUACUAGCUUGUGUGAAGACAUUCUUUCCUCCUUCCACUCCUGUCUGCAGUUAGCUGAGCAGAUGACUCAGUCAAAUGUGCAGGAUAAUACUGACUACAGAUUAUUCCAGAAAACACUUAAAUUAUGUCGUUUCUUUGCCAACUCCCUUUUGCAUUACACUAAGGAAUUUCUUCCUUUCCUUUCUGAUUCUUGUGGCACAUUGCAUCAGCUUUAUCUUCAGUUACACAGCAAGUUCCCUCCAAGCCUGUAUGCAGCCAGCAUCUCCAAAGCACAGCAGGAAGAAAUAGCUGGGGCUUUCCUGGUGACCUUGGAUACACUGGUGAGUCAGCUGCUCACGGUCCAGCCUUUCGCACAAGCAGUUUUGGACAAUAAAUCAGACUUGCCCUGUGAGCUCCAGCUCCCACAGUGCCUACUCCUGGUGGUUGUCAUGGAGAAGCUGCCCUCUCAGCCUGAAGACGUGCAGGCCCUGUGGUGCACCGAAGGCCAGGUCCCAGAAGCUGCAGCCAGGAGAUCUCUACUCACGGCCAUUUUCCACAGUUUCGAGCAGUGUUCUGGUGAACUCUCUCUACCUGUUCAUUUGCAGGGAGUGCAGAGAAAAGGGAAAGCUGAGGUGGCUGUCACCUUGUACCAGCAUGUUUGUGUUCAUCUGUGUGCCUUCAUUGCUUCCUUUCAUCCCUCGUUGUUUCCUGAGCUGGAUGCUGCUCUGUUGAAUGCUGUGCUUAGUGCUAAUUUGAUCACCUCCUUGUUGGCAAUGGAUGCAUGGUGCUUCCUCGCUCGAUACGGGACUGCAGAGCUCUGUGCAUACCAUGUCACCAUUGUGGCUCAUCUAAUAAAAUCCUGCCCUGGAGAAUGCCAUCAAUUCAUCAACCUGUCAGUGCUGUUGAAGCGCCUCUUUUUCUUCAUGGCCCCUCCCCACCAGGUGGAGUUUGUCCAAAAAUUUCCUCCAAAAGAAGCAGAAAAUGUGCCUGUGUGGCAGUGUAUUUCCUUCCAGGCGUUAUCUACUGACCUGAGGAGACAGGCUGUGCGUGAAGUGGCCACAGUGGGUGUUGCAGAGUGCAAGAAGUGGCUGGGCAGCAAUCACACUCUGGGAGAGCUCAGCUCUUUGAACGCAGUCCUCUCUGCUUUGCUUGCUGUAUGUAAUUCUGCUGGUGAGACUUUGGAUAUUGGGCAACAAACUGCAAUUAUGGAAGUUGGGAGUCAGCUUUGGGCUUUUUUAAACAUUAAACAGGUAAUAGAUCAGCCCUGUGUUCAGCAGACAUUCAGCCUUUUACUCCCUCUGUUGGGAUUUUUCAUUCAGACUCUAGAUCCUCAGCUCAUAAGUCAGGUAGUGACUCUGCAGACCUCCCUGCUUAAAUCGGAGCCUCCUGACCAUGUGCGUUUGGCAAUGUUGGAUUUUGUAUCUUCUCUAGGAAAACUUUUUAUACCUCAAGCUGUCCAGGACAAAAUUCUGCCCAGCUUGUCUUGUAUUCUUGGCUUACUGCUAGCUGACAGGAACUGGCUGCUAGAGCAACAUACCUUGGAGGCUUUUACCCAGUUUGCUGAGGGAACAAAUCAUGAAGAAAUAGUUCCACAGUGUCUAAGUUCUGAAGAAACUAGAAACAAAGUUGUAUCCUUUCUGGAGAAGACUAGGUUUGUGGAGGAAACCGAAGCUGCCAAAGUGGAACGUGUGAAACAGGAAAAAGACAUUUUCUGGGAACCCUUUGCUAACAUGACUGCAGAAGCAGCAAAGGGGUCGUCCUCAGAGCCUUGUGCAAAAAGAGCCCGCCAGGAGGUCCCCCUGGAAGAAGAGCACAGGGAGGCACUGCGAGUAGCAGCAGGGGCCCUGCAGACAACAGAGUCCCUGCUGCAGAAGGCUCCUGCUCCAGCCUGGCUUCUAGUGGAAGUGGAGACACUGCAAGAAAGGAUCGAGAAGGUGAAACGCAUGCUCCAGGGUGAAACUUGACCAUCUGCAUCCUCGGGAGACAGGACCAAGCCUGAUCCUCUCUCAGUUCCCAGGACAUUUUGUAAAUGAAAACACUGAUUUAAUUAUGUUUGUACAUUUUCUAGUACAUAUAAAACAGCUUUUGUAAAGGUGAA
Messenger RNA from Marmota monax (woodchuck), 2897 nucleotides. RefSeq names its product FIGNL1 interacting regulator of recombination and mitosis (gene Firrm). The transcript has 24 exons. Lineage: Eukaryota; Metazoa; Chordata; Mammalia; Rodentia; Sciuridae. The coding region runs from base 43 to 2763 and encodes 906 amino acids. The record is from RefSeq and is a predicted model, not a curated record.